AUUAUAUUGAACCAAAACAAACUAUUUCCGGUUUGACGUUUUGAACAACACGUGUGAUUAAAAUGGCAGAUCAAGAACUUAGUAAAAAGUGACAAUGGUGAAGAGAUAAAGCUAAAGAAAUUGCUAAUUGAAGAUGUUUUCCACCAUUUUCCCAAUCUGUCUUCGGUGUCUCAUGCGAAUAUCUCCACACAAACUCCUUAUCACUCCAAGACUGCCUCGUCUAACUUUCCAUACUUCAUCAGAAAGGUUUAAAACACGUGAGUUGAAAAGACGUCUGAAGCAGGAGAAGAAGUUGAAGGAGAAGGCUGAGAAGUUGGCAGCUGCAGCCGCUGCUUUAGAAUCGGCUAAAGACCAGACGCAGAAGUCGAAUCAUGUAGAAGACGACGAAGACAUAGAUCCAAAUGAAUAUUUCCGGUUGCGGUCGCGGACUGUGUCUCAGCUGAAGCAGUCAGGUAAAGAGCCGUAUCCACACAAAUUCCAUGUCGAACUCUCUCUGGUGGAAUUCAUCGACCGCUACGGUGACAAGACCAGUGAGGGCAACAUCUUGGAUGAUGUGGUUACCAUAUCAGGUCGAAUCCACGCCAAGCGACUGUCUGGCGCCAAACUGUUGUUUUACGAUCUCCGAGGCGAGGGAGUCAAGAUUCAGAUCAUGGCCAAUGCCAAAUAUUACACUUCAGAAGAAGCGUUUGAGGAGAUGACAGAGAAAGUUAAGAGAGGUGACAUCGUCGGUGUCAAAGGUCGUCCAGGUAAGACGAAGAAAGGCGAGUUGAGCAUCAUCCCCUCAGAAGUGACGUUGCUGUCCCCGUGCCUGCAUCAACUACCACACAUGUACUAUGGUGUCAAAGACAAGGAGACGAGGUUCAGACAGAGGUAUCUGGAUUUGAUCAUCAAUGAACCCAUCCGACAAAAGUUCAUCAUCCGAGCGAAAAUAAUAAACUACAUCCGGCGAUUCUUUGACGAGAUGGGAUUUCUGGAGGUGGAGACACCAAUGAUGAACAUGAUCCCAGGUGGAGCUGCAGCGAAACCCUUUGUGACAUUUCACAACGACUUGAACAUGAAACUGUUCAUGAGAGUCGCCCCUGAACUCUAUCUCAAGAUGCUUGUUGUUGGAGGCAUAGACCGGGUGUACGAGAUCGGCAAACAGUUCCGCAACGAGGGCAUUGACAUGACGCACAACCCCGAGUUCACGACGUGUGAGUUCUACAUGGCGUACGCUGACUACAAUGACCUCAUGACUAUAACAGAAUCCCUGCUGUCAGGAAUGGUGAAAUAUCUGUUUGGCUCAUACAAGGUGACAUUUCAUCCAGACGGUUCUGAAGGGAUAGAAAUAGAUUUCACGCCUCCGUUCAAGAGAAUAAGUCUGAUCAAGGACCUUGAGGUUGCCACGGGAACAGAGUUCCCUGAUCCCACGACCUUUGACACACCAGAAACGAGGAAGUUUUUCGAUGACCUGUGUCUAAAGCAUGGCGUGGAAUGCACCAGUCCCAGAACGACGACUCGUCUCCUUGACAAGUUGGUUGGAGAUUUCCUGGAAGAGAAGAUAAUCAACCCAGCUUUCAUCAUUGAUCACCCUCAGAUUAUGAGUCCACUGGCCAAAUGGCACCGGUCCAUACCAGGUUUAACCGAGAGGUUUGAACUGUUUGUAAUGAAGAAAGAAGUAUGCAAUGCGUACACAGAAUUGAACGACCCGGUGGUUCAAAGAGAGCGAUUCCAACAACAGGCCAAGGACAAGGCGGCGGGCGAUGACGAGGCUAUGUACGUAGAUGAGAACUUCUGUACGGCUCUAGAGUACGGCCUGCCCCCAACCGCGGGAUGGGGUCUCGGAAUUGACAGACUGACCAUGUUCCUCACAGACUCAAACAACAUCAAGGAAGUGCUGCUGUUCCCAGCUAUGAAACCAGAUGAAAACAAGCCUCAUUCUGAAACAGACUCCACUGCCCCAUCCUAACAUGAUUGCAGCUGGAAAUCUCAUUGGCUCAGAAAUGUGUCACAACACAUCAUCGGAUGUUUCCAUUUAAAAUUGUUCUGAAUUGGUCUUCAGACAAUUCCAACUUGUGACAUUGUGAUUAAUUUAAUUUUUUCUUCUGAAAUGGAAUAAAACAAUGCUGUUGUGUUAUGUAGUGAAAUACAUUGUGGUGAGAUUUUGUUGUGGAUUUUCAUUAAUCCUAUAAUAUCCUUACUUACUUAUGCCUAUUUUCUCGCUGGGAGCAUAGGCCAUGGACUAAGAAACGCCACUGUUGUCUGUCUGUGGCCAUCUUCUCCAUCUCUCUUCUGGUGUAACCCAUCUCCUUUGAUCCCAUAAUAUAACGCCUAGAUUUUUAACAGACUUCACCAACCAGCCUGUAACUGAAACACCAUAUUGUUUUGGCUGAAUGCAAAUUCGAACGACAAAACAAGUCUUCAAACUCGUAUUUCUGCACACGGCAGAGUCAAAAAGAUGUUAUGACAAUGCCAUGACUGCUUCAAUGAAUGGCUGAUACACCUAUUUAUAUUUACUGUAUAGGCAAUGAUACAUGAGAAUUUUUAAUGUGCCAUUUACUACAAAUCUUCAUUAUCAUUUUUCAGAGUGUACCAAAUCAAUCCUCAGACAAUAGUAAUACAGGUGGCUAAAGCUGUGAUGUGCAACCUUCAACCAACAUGGGCCCCAUGCAACAUAGAUAUAAAUAUAAAAACAUCUCGUACUUCAAAAUUAAAGAAAACAGGAACUUGGAUUUGUUCAUUUCAGAUAAAACAUGAAGCAUCAUCGACCGUUCUAGUAAUUUAAUGUAAAAGUAUUACCAAUGUUCCCUGGUAACAUGCUAUCUAUACAAAAUAAGCCUUCCAUUAUAUCCACUCAGUGUUUCCUUCAGAAAGAAAUUUUUGGGUAUGGCGCUAUGGAAUUGAAUGCAACCAGGGGGUAUGGGGGACCUACUCCAGAAAGAAAAUUGGUUAGGUUAGGGUUAAGAAAAUCAUACAGUAAUGAUAAGAGUAAUUAAUUUUGUCAAAAGUUUAACAUGUCUGUUUCUUUAUUUACAUUUAAGAAUACAAUCAUGUAAUGUAGUAGGGGACUAGACAGUUUACUAGGACUUCUAGAAUUCUGAAAUGAAAUACAUCUGUAAUGAAAUAGUCCAUAACAGUCGAAUCAAUGUUAAAGCCAUGGUCACACAGAUUAUAUCACUUGAAAUACACAGUUGACUAAAGCCAAACAAAGAUAUAUUUGUUGAUUAAUAGCUGGAUAGCCAUAAUUCAAUUUUUUUUUUUAAGUCAAUAAAACUUAAAAGUUGCAACUGACAUUUAUGUAGCUGAAGCUGACUUUUUGGAACAAAUUAACUGUUAUAUAUAUAUUUAGGUAAUAUUUUCUGGGACCAUUUAGUGUGUUAAUUGCUGAGUGAAUCUGUUUUUAAAUUUGUAGUCUUUGAAAUUUGUACUCCAAAGUGUUAUGUUAACACUGAUCUAGCUACCAUAACACUAACUUAUAAUUGAGACUACUGUAUUUUAUUUGUUCAAGCCGUAGUGCGCGGUAGUAAUAAAAACAUGGCUUCCAAA
Gigantopelta aegis is the source of this 3525-nucleotide messenger RNA. RefSeq names its product lysine--tRNA ligase-like. Gene Ontology annotation, biological process: lysyl-tRNA aminoacylation. The record is from RefSeq and is a predicted model, not a curated record. Lineage: Eukaryota; Metazoa; Mollusca; Gastropoda; Neomphalida; Peltospiridae. Gene Ontology annotation, cellular component: mitochondrion; cytosol; cytoplasm. The transcript is spliced from 16 exons. Gene Ontology annotation, molecular function: lysine-tRNA ligase activity; ATP binding; tRNA binding. Bases 134 to 1948 code for a protein of 604 amino acids.